CCAUUAGAGUAAAAACUGAAUUAACCCUAGUUAGAGUAGAGAACAAUAGAAAAGAUAAAAUGAUCUCUGUAUUGUUUGACAACAAAAAAAAUAUGCAAGCCGCACUGGAAGUAAAUGUAGAUACAGAUGCGCAAUUGCCCACCAUAUGCAUAGAGCACAAUCAAGAAGUAACUAAAGAACUUCUUAAUCAAUGGAGCAUAAUUAUUGGUGAAGACUCACUUCGUGUUAUAUCUACUGAUUGUAGUUAUGAUAAUCUCAUGACACGUGGUAAAUUUGUUGCAAGGAUAAUCAAUUUACCAUCUGGCAUCACAGCAAAAGAGAUUAUUCCUAACAUCAAAACGAUUG
This is a messenger RNA of Diversispora eburnea, 345 nucleotides long. NCBI's taxonomy places the organism in Eukaryota, Fungi, Glomeromycota, Glomeromycetes, Diversisporales, Diversisporaceae. The record is from the annotation of a GenBank genome assembly.